Molecule: messenger RNA, 548 nt
Organism: Cuscuta europaea
Lineage: Eukaryota; Viridiplantae; Streptophyta; Magnoliopsida; Solanales; Convolvulaceae
Source: the annotation of a GenBank genome assembly
AAAUAUAUGAACGAUAUAGAGCAUCUACAAAGGGAAAAGUCGAUAUACAUAUGAGAUUGAUGAGAAACUACAAAGACAUACCUUCUUGGUGGUUUUACAUACUUCUUUUGGUGACAGUGACGAUGUCACUUGCACUGUGCAUCUUCUUGAAAGAUGAGGUUCAGAUGCCAUACUGGGGACUUCUCUUUGCAGCUGCUAUUGCUUUCGUGUUUACCCUCCCCAUUAGUAUCAUUACAGCCACCACAAAACAUGACACCUGGACUAAAUAUAAUUACAGAAUACAUAAUGGGGAUAAUAUAUCCUGGAAAACCUAUAGCUAAUGUGUGCUUCAAGACGUACGGUUACAUGAGCAUGGCUCAAGCUGUAUCCUUCCUCAGUGAUUUCAAGCUGGGUCAUUAUAUGAAGAUUCCUCCUAGAUCAAUGUUUUUGGUUCAGUUCAUUGGAACCAUCAUUGCUGGAACAACAAAUAUGAUUGUUACAUGGUGGCUCUUGCACUAAGUUGACAACAUAUGCCAUCAGACCAAGUUCACAAACAGCCCAUGGACCUG